AUGAUUUCUUUUUUUCAUAUGCAUCAGUUGACUUCUUCCAGUUGCUUUCAUUUUCUUUCUUUCGUUGUUUUUCUCUUAUUUUUCUAUCUCUCUUUUUUUCCUUCUUUCUUUUUUUCUUUCUUUGAAUGUUUUCAAUUUUCUGUCUAUCUAUCUAUCUAUCUAUCUAUCUAUCUAUCUAUCUAUCUAUCUAUGGUUGUUUUUCUCCUUCUGUCUGUCUUUCUUUCAUUCUUUUUUUCUUUCGUUGAUUUUUUUUUCUUCUGUCUGUUUGUCUCCUUGACUGUCUAUCUUUCUCUUUUCUUUUCUUUCUUUCUUUCUUUCUUUCUUUCUUUCUUUCUUUCUUUUGUUGUUUUUCUCUUUGUUUCUUUAUUUAUUUGUUUUCUCCCUCAUUUUUCUUUUUUUGCCUCACUUUUCUUUCUCUUUUUUUUGUUUUCCUUUCCUUUUCUCAUGACUUUAAAAUCAUUUAUUAUCCUUCCUUUCGGUUUCAGCAAUUCUUCCUUUCUUUCUUUCUUUCUUUCUUUCUUUCUUUCUUUCUUUAUUUAUUUAUUUAUUUAUUUAUUUAUUUAUUUUUUUUUUUUCAUUCAUACUUAUCAAUUGACAUGUUCCAGAUGUUUUCCUUUUCUUUCUUUCUUUCUUUCUUUCUUUCUUUCUUUCUUGCUUUCUUUCUAG
Molecule: messenger RNA, 666 nt
Organism: Acanthosepion pharaonis
Lineage: Eukaryota; Metazoa; Mollusca; Cephalopoda; Sepiida; Sepiidae
Source: the annotation of a GenBank genome assembly